Molecule: messenger RNA, 1317 nt
Organism: Chelmon rostratus (copperband butterflyfish)
Lineage: Eukaryota; Metazoa; Chordata; Actinopteri; Chaetodontiformes; Chaetodontidae
Gene: vps25
Product: vacuolar protein sorting 25 homolog
Exons: 6
Coding region: 45-569 (174 amino acids)
Biological process (GO): protein transport to vacuole involved in ubiquitin-dependent protein catabolic process via the multivesicular body sorting pathway
Cellular component (GO): ESCRT II complex
Molecular function (GO): structural molecule activity; protein homodimerization activity
Source: RefSeq, a predicted model, not a curated record
CGCGCUUCCGGAAGCUGUCAGCUGUGAACACCGCAUCAACUGCAAUGAGUUUUGAGUGGCCCUGGCAAUAUAAUUUCCCACCGUUUUUUACGCUACAGCCCAAUGUUGAUACAAGACAGAAACAGCUGGCGGCAUGGUGUUCCCUGGCUCUGUCGUACUGCCGGCAUCACAAGCUCUACACCCUGGACGUCAUGGAGGCUCAGGAAAGCCCCGUGUUCAACAACAAGAAGAUAGAACGAAAACUGUCAAUGGAAGCAAUUCAAGUUGUGUUUGAGGAAUUGAGGAAAAAAGGGAACCUGGAAUGGCUGGACAAAAACAAGUCCCGGUGUUUAGUCAUGUGGAGACGACCGGAGGAAUGGGGCAAGUUAAUAUACCAGUGGGUUUCCAAAAACGGGAUGGUCAACUCUGUGUUUACGCUUUACGAGUUGUCCAAUGGUGACGACACAGAAGGUGAAGAGUUCCACGGUUUAGAAGAGUGGAUGCUGCUGCGCUCCUUGCAGGCUUUACAAACAGAAGGCAGAGCAGAGAUCAUCACCAUGGAUGAUGGAAAGGGGGUGAAAUUCUUCUGAAACGGUGCUGGAAUCACACACACUCUGUCUGGGAGCUGUCAUACUGAACCUUACAGGCAAAUUCUAAGAUUUAGCCGUUUAAGACUAAACAAGGUUCACCUCAAUGUCCAGGCCAGAGGAUGCUGGUCCUGCAGUUGCCUUUCGGUUUGCCCAAGUUCAAAGCCUUGUCUUAUUGGAAGAGAACUAAUAUCAUUUCUAAGUGUUGGGGGGGAAAGUACUUAAGGUGACACCGUGUUUAAAGCUGUCACUGUUUUUGAGGUAACGUUUGUUGCCGUUAAACCAUGCAAUGAAUCUAUCAGGGUGAACACUAUCAUAGCUGAAUAUUCUUGGGGAACUUCUGUCCCCACCAGCUGUAACUUUGCUCCUUCUUUAUUGUAAAUACGACCAGUUUUAUCCAGAUUUUCCCUCUUAGCAAAUUUCCUCGGUAUAAUUAGCUCUGGACCCUUUGCUCGGCUGUUGUUCCUCUGUUCCAGCCAGACAUCCCAAAGAAACACACCACACAGGGGGACUUUUUAUUUUGAGAAUAAAUGCUUCCAGAAGAGGAACUCCACAGAGACUCGGACCACCAAUCCUGGCUCAUCUCAGCUGAGUGUAAUAAUAGUGGACUUCGUGUACAGAUUGCUGUCGUCCUAUUAUUGUGCAGUAGCUACUGUGACACUCCUGUUAUGCUCUCUCUUGCUCUCUUUCUGUGUAUAUCCAACCUCCUUUUUUCAUAUCCUGUAGAAAAAUAAAUUAGAAAUUUGCUAAA